Rhineura floridana is the source of this 6246-nucleotide messenger RNA. Its product is annotated as cyclin-dependent kinase 4 inhibitor B-like. Gene Ontology annotation, molecular function: protein kinase binding; cyclin-dependent protein serine/threonine kinase inhibitor activity. Bases 399 to 860 code for a protein of 153 amino acids. The record is from RefSeq and is a predicted model, not a curated record. Gene Ontology annotation, cellular component: nucleus. Gene Ontology annotation, biological process: regulation of cyclin-dependent protein serine/threonine kinase activity; negative regulation of cell population proliferation. Lineage: Eukaryota; Metazoa; Chordata; Lepidosauria; Squamata; Rhineuridae. The transcript has 2 exons.
CUCGUGACAUUUGGCUACCGAGCGGGGGAGCCAGCGAUCGGGCACCAGAACGCGUACAGACCUGCAAGCGGUGGUGGAGGACGAGCGGAGACUCUUAACGCAGCGAAGAGCUCCUCUAACUGAGAAAAGGGUGCCCGCGCUCUGCGCCCAAGCGGGGAAAGUCCAUCGAGAAUCGAGAAAAGAAUGAAACCAAAAGAGAAGAGGAAAGAGUGGAGAGAUACCAACGAGUGAAACCGCCGGGCAGGAGAAGGGCCACGGGCGAAGGAGACAAGAUCGCCGUCUGGUCGCGCGCCGCUCGGGCGUACUUUGGAUCCCUCCCUUCCUCCAUCUGAGCAUCUGGCUCCUAGACGGGGUUCGGAGCCUCCAGCGCCCAAGGGCUGCAGGGACUGGAGGAACAGAUGCUUCCCUCCCCAGGAGUGCUGCUGGCAUUGGUGAGAAUGGAUCCUGCUGCUGGCUGGAGCGCCGAACGAGGUGGGGACAACAGCAGGACACACCAGCUGGCAAACGCAGCUGCCCGGGGAGACUUGGAGGCCGUGGGCAGGCUGCUGGACAGCGGGGCAGAUCCCAAUGCGGUGAAUUUCUUCGGCAGGACCCCGAUCCAGGUUAUGAUGAUGGGAAGCCCCAGGGUGGCUCAGCUGCUGCUGCAAAGAGGAGCGGAUCCCAAUCGGCCGGACCCCUCCACCAGCACAUCACCAGCUCAUGACGCGGCCCGCGAGGGCUUCCUGGAUACGCUACAGGUGCUUCAGCAAUGGGGCGCUCGCUUCGACGUGCGGGAUCAGUGGGGCCGUCGCCCGCUAGACCUGGCUGAAGAAAGCGGCCAGAUCCACGUGGUCAGUUACCUUCGAGAGGUGUCUGGUUGAAACGCUUUGACUUGGGAUCCAGGUUGGUCCGGAUCCCUAAAAGGACAAUGCAGAGAAUGUCUUCUAGGCGGGGAACUUCGAAUGCAAAUAGCACUAGGCAGGGGUGAAACCCUGGGUUUGGCCUAUUACAGUAUGGUUCUUAAACCCGCAGGCCAGAGUCAAGCUGGAUGGAACUGAAGGAACAUAGACUAUGGGCAGAUCCAAACCAUAUAUUUAAAGCACAUGAGCUCCCUCCUCAAAGAAUUCUGGGACUUGGUUUCCCUUAACAGAGCUACAAAUUAUCAGCAUCCUUAAACUGCUGUUCCCAGUGUUUUUUUGGGGAAGUCACCAGCUUAAAUGGUGUGGACCCACCCCAAACCUGUGCCUACUGGACUAUUCAAUACUACUUCACCUACAGGUGGAGGGUUAUACAUUUGCCUCCUUCCCCUGUAAAAAAACCAUUGCACAUGGAGAACUGUGUGUCAUAAUCUCACUCCUACCCAUGUUAGUUUUCUAUGUACAAGGAUUAAAAAAAGAAAGAAAAUUGAGGUGACAGUCCAGGGAUUGGGGAUCUGUGACCCUCCAGAACUUGCUGGGCUACAACUAUCAUCCUUGGCCAUUGUCCACAGAUGAUAGGGCUGAUGGGUACUAAAGUCCAACAACAUCUCCAGGGUCUCAGGUUCCCCAUCCCAUGUUAGUCACACAUGCAACACCCAUACCCGCACUACAUUUGCAAGCCCUGGCCUGGUCAUUCCCGAUGAACCUGCAUUGCUUCUCUUUUUAAAAAAGAAUUUUAAUUUAUUGUUCUUCUGGGGUGUGAAAGGUUUCAUGGUUGAAGUGUAGAUAGUACUUCGAAAUAUAGUAUUGGGAAGAAUGAAGGUGCCAACCUGUGAUCUCCUGACAAAAUGCACUCCAUUGAUGUUACAUUGGUGUUCAUUUGCACCAACGUGUACAGACAGCAGCUGUUACUUGAAGGUUUUAAGGGAACAAUUAAUGGUGGAAGGAAAGGAUGAAGGAUGGCCUUUGCAAGAUAAUUGUGAGGCUAAUGCUCAUAAACCCCCUUUUUCCCCUUGCAUUUUUUUUGCCUCUGCAAUUUGCUCAAGACCUCAAACUGAUGCUUUCCCACUCUUUCCCUAUUAACAUCAUGUGACAGAUUUUCAAGGAAGCAACGUCUGGAUGAAUGUGAAAGAAAGUGUUAACUAUAAAGUUUGGGCAGUCCUAGACAGAAAUUUAAUAUUGCAAACACAUCACUGGCAACAGCUUGUGUGUAUUUUUUCAAAACUUAUUUGAUUUUUCCUUGAAAGGAAUUGGAGGGAGGGGGUAAAUAUAGGCUGUCAUUCUGAUGCCAACAACAUUGUGUGACCAGUAUGAAAAGUAUGCAUUCGUGAGGUGCAGCCAUGCCACAACACACCCUUUUGGAAGCACCCUUGGUUAAGCUGCCUGAACCAGGAGGCUGUAAUUUGUUUUAUUUAUGUUUGUAUCCCUCCUGGGGUUUAGGCAGAUAACAUUAUAAAAACAAUGUAAAAUCCAGAGAAAGUUCAAGACACCUAAGUUCCACUGAAGUAAGGGAUCAUAAGCACAUUCAGUCCCCACUGAUUUAAUGAAGACUGGUGCACACCUAACUUUCAGGGAGUUGUGUCUAUGAAAGACAACAUUUUAAUAACCUGUAUUGUCUCCUCUGAAAGGAAUUUAGGCCAACAGCUAUUUUGGAAUAUCUUUUGAUUCAGGAAACAUAUGCAAGGCAGUAAAUGCUAUCCUAGGUACCUCCUAGUCUGGAGCUAAGUUCUCAGCUGCAUGCAUUUCAAAGUAACGCUCCACAAAAGGUUGUGGUGCUGUCCCACAAAAACCCUUAAGGUGUAAGUGAUGUUUGGAGGAUGUUUAAGUAUUAUACCAGCCUGGUAGGAGUAUGUUUUCUAUAGUAAGAACUACCACUGUACAUUCUGCCUGCUGAAUAAGAGAAUAAGGUUUUUUCUGCCUCCUUACUUAGAGAACACACUUUAUUAUGAAGAUGCAGUGGGAAACAGUGAGUUCUUCCUUCCCAGGUGAUAAUCUAAAGAACAUUUCAAAUAGAUGACUGGCAGAUUCCAGAAUCUGGACAGCCAUUGGCAGGGCCUUGGAGAUUCAGACUUUUGGUAACUGAUUCUUCUGGUUCAGUUCAUUUACAGCAAGUGUUGGGAACCUUCAGUUCUCCAGAUGUUGCUGAAAGACAACUCCCAUCAUCAUUGGCCAUGCUUCCUGGGGCCAGUGGAAGAGGCAUAGUUCAGCAACAUCUGGAAGGCCAAUGGUUUCUCAUGCCUGAUUUCCAGCUUGCAAGUUGUUAGCUAACCACGAUGACACCAUUUUCUGCAACAUCAGAAAGGUCAGACUAAUAUGUGCUCCUGCUCUUCAGAGUUUAGUUGGAAAGGACACAAUUGGUAGAGAGGAAUCAAGUACAAACAGUCUGAUCAGUAUAUAAUCAAGGGAUAAUCUUCUACAUGAAGGAACGGUUGGAUCAGGGAGUCCAAUUGUGAUGAAGUUUACAGCCAUACCUAUCUGAGUCCACUGAAUUGACUGGGACUGCUGAAGGACACAUAAAGUGAAGCCAUCAAGUACUUGGAUUAGUUAGUAUUCUUAGCCUGUGACAUAUGAUCCUUGUGUUAUGCUGCUUUAUCCAAGUUUUACUGCUGUUUACUAUUCAUGUGUGUAUUUAAAUUAAAAUAUCAGUUUUGAAAACCCUCAAACAGUGUACCAAAGAGGUGAACUAUACCAACCAGAUCAUCAUAUGUGGCACUAUGUUAGACUAUGGACCACCCUCACAAGAAUCCUAAUUGGUUUUUAUCCAGACCUGUUCCUUUCAAGCAGCCAGGCAAAUAAAUUCAGGGUGGAAUAACAACUAUAAAAUCAAUUAUAUUAGUUAACAAAGAAGUUUAUUAAUUAAAUGCAGAACAGAAAGGCAACAAGAUUACCCAGCUGUUAACCUGUUUAGCUACAGCUUCACUUUUUGCUGUUAAAAGAAACCCUCCAAUUUUCAGAACAGCUAACCAGAGAUCACACACAAGCUUCACAAUACACCUAAAAGUUUAGUAUGUUAAAUUUGCAGUAUGGAUCAGCAUCCCCAUGGCAGGGCUUUCACUCACCAGACAUGUUGCUCAGUGCCCUUCACAGCAUGAAGUCUUGUCAUCAUGGCAUGACUUCCUCUGCUCCCAUUUCACAUCAUAACUGGCUGCUAGUGGGAAAAGGACAACUCAACACACAAUGCACAACAUUCAUGCACAGAGCAAGACACACAGGUUAUCAAAAAGGGCUACGCCUGCAGUAUAGGAAGCAUGCCAUGGGGUGCCGAUAUAAUAUGUAGCCCAGGGGUUCCUUAACAUUUUCCCCCCAUCACACCACUUGAAAAUUGCUGAGGGUCUUCACAGACCACUUAAUAGUUUUUCUGCCUGUUGUAGCAAUUGUAAUUCCAUAGAAUUACAAUCCAAUUCAACAGAGGGGAAAUUCCAGUGCAUUUGAUAAAGUGUUACUCUACUUUGCUUGGGGUGGAGGCUCAUUUCAUCACUCAGCCCAAUCUUUGGGGUGGAAUGAGCUACAAGCAUUAAUUAAAACUAAGGGUUGUAUCUAACUACAUUAUACUCAGAUGAGUCCCAUUGAAAUCUGUUGGAAGUGGGGCAAGAGCAACUCCUGUUUGGGUUCUGUUUGCAUUCCAGAAGGAAAUUAGAGUUAGGGUCCUCCAGCUGGCUAGGCUUGCCUACCUUUACCUGUGCUCUUCUCUACCCAAUUUCCUUCCAUUGUAAACUGAUACUCUCAGGGAAACUGACCUCACUUCUGACCCUCCUUCCUGUUUACCUCUUCUUCAACUCUCCAAGGAGAGAGGAGACAUCUGUCUUUGUUCUCUUUCCUGAACCAUGAGGGCAAUAUCCAAGUCUGGGCACUGCACCUCCAACUUAGUAAGAAUUAGGUAUGCCUUUCCCAUCUACUGUAUAUUUCUAUAAAUAAAAAGGCUUUUCGUAUUUUACUGAGUCUUAUGUCUCAGUGAUUUAAAUGCAGGGUAAAAGCCUGCUUCUUAGGUAAAUACACACACUGGGACAUGCAGCUCAGAAUGCUGAAUUAAUCUGCAUAUGCAUAACAAAAUCAAUGGACCUAAUUAUGUCUGUUAAUUUCAAUGGGUCUACUUCAAGAAGAAUUAAUAUUGGAUACAAUCCUAUGUCUCAAAAGAAAACCCUCCCUCUGAUUUAAAAAAAAAUUCUAAGGGAGAUUUUCUUCCUCUAUCCAGACAAUGGGCCAAGCCUACGGGCUUUAGGUUUAACUUCAGUUCCAGCAUCUUAAUAUCUGCCAAAUGAGAUUAGUCAUCUUAUUCUUUAGGUUAUAUCAAGUAGAUGGGUAGCCACUCUCAGUCUAUGUGCAAAAGAAUAUUAGUGUGUCAUGAGAGAUAAAAUUAAGUAAAGACUUCUGUUCAGAGCUUGGAAGUAACUAGUUACAAGUAACGAAUUACUUGUAAUUCAUUACUUUUUUGAGUAACGAGUGGGUAAUUCCUUUACAUUUUGAUUGUAAUAGAAAUAGGAGUAGGUUUUCUACUUUUGUGGAGUAAUUGUAACGUUUCCAGAAUUACUUUUGGGCAUUACUUGGGGGGGGAGCAGGGGAAGUCUUCUGCUCCUCUGAUUUGUGGGUGAAAAUCAUGUGCCUCAAACUGGGCUUCUGUGCAGUGUCACUCUUUCCUCAUGCUUUGUGGGUGGGUAGAAGGCGACGAGGGAGGAGGUGGAGAGUGAGAUGUGGGUGGAGUGGAGAAAACAAUUGUGGGGGGAAAUGGACAGUGGUGGAGAAGAAUGAAGGGAGAAAGGAGCCGGAGGGCAAGAACAUGAAUACAGGAGGAGAAGGAGGCAGCAGCAGUAUGGAGAUAAAGAACUGUGGAGGUGAAAGAUGACAACAUGUUUUGGCACACAAAGUGGCAACUGUGCUGCAUUUGCAGUAUUUUAACUUUUUUGCAUCUCAGGAGAAAAUGUUUGCUUGAUUGAGUGUCCCUUAGUUUGUGGCAGGGCAGGGUUUGGGAGGUGGUUAAGUGAGAGAGAUUAUGCUUGCUGGCUGAGUGGGGGGGUUGCACUUGGUUUGACGUGCAAAGAUCUGAGUACAGUAGGGCCCCACUCAUACAGCGAGUUACAUUCCAGACCCCCGCUGUAAAGCGAAAACCACUGUAAAGCGGAACCCAUUGAAUAGAAUGGCAUGCGAUGCCCGAAAACCACCAUGAAAGCGGAACAAGCGCUGUAUGAGUGGUGCUUUAGUUUAAUUGCAUCUAAUUGAGGCCGCUGUAUUAGCAAAUCUCUGUAAAGCAAAGCGCCGUAAAGCGGCGCCCUACUGUAGUGGCCUCUGCCUCCCUCCCUACCACCCUUACCAGCAGAGAGACCACCAGUGCUAUCUUAUAAUAAAAAUAAUUAUU